AAUGUAUGUUUGUAAGUCACGAGAUCGGUAAAUGGCCCGAUCGAGCACUUGAUAUGGGUUGGAAGGAAAAGAAAGGGAACACGAAGCUGUUGGUGGGCGAGUGGGAGAAGCUGUAGGGUUCGACGUCUUCGUACCUCGGAAUUGGUUAAUCUCUGAUGUUUUGUUUUGACAAAAGCGACAUCCGUUUGUUGACAAAGGAACUAAGAGUCUUUAAAUGCGUAUCUAAGUAUUUACAUUUUGAAAAAAAAAACAAAACAUCGUAUUCAUUUAAAAAAGUCUUCUACGAGGAGGAAGUAGAAUGGAUCUGUUCAGAUUUCAAAAGGUGACAUUCGGCUGACAGGAAAAAAAAGAUUAAAUUCAUGGAACGUUACCGUUUGCUCAAUUAACUUAGGGGGUAGGGCAGGGUACGAAUGUGACAUCAGGCUACGACGAAAGAGGUCACCGAUAAAGUAGACAUUGCACAUUCGGCAAGAUAAAUGAUUUACCAAAACAAUUUGAAUUGCACUGAAAUCGAUUAACUCCGGAGAGAUUGGAGCAAGAGAAAAGAAAACAAAAAUGCACAGUAAAAAUCGGCGAGAUCAGCAUGAAAAUCGCGUGGCAAAAUAGCAGUCAUAUGAGCUCUCAAUUUACUGAAGACCGCAACUUACAAAACCGGUUUGACUUAUUUUUUUUUCAUCCGUAAAUUACAUACGGAGGAGAGAAAACUGUGUGAGACGAUAAUCAGCUACCCCCAGGAGUCUCUAUACCGCCUUCCUUAGAAACGCCAAGAAUUUGAAGCACAGGUUGUUCUGCACCUGGUGGAGCUUCUGUUUUUUGCAACUCUUGUUUCCAACAUCUGUCUCCACGUAACCUGCUCAGGUCCACUUGACUUUUGCCCAUAUGCUUCAUAAGAUAACAUUUACUAGGAGUUAUUUUUUUAACGACAGCAGUGAUUUUGGGAAACAGUGAGGUUGUGCUUUUUGGCAGUGAAGCUCAGUGAGGAGGCGUGUUUGAAACCUGAUUGGGAUUUCUAUAUGAUUCUGCCACUCCGUGCAUGUGACAGGAAAACGUUUGCUUCCUGUGUUUGCUGGUUAGUGUAAUGGUGCAAUUUACUCUGCGUGUCCUUUCUGGAGGAACUUUUUACACCGUUCAGAAGUAUUAAAAUAACGUUAUUGUGCAGAUGUCAAUGUUUUUAUGUACUUAGUGUUUAAAAAGAUAAAGAUGAAACUGAGCAGACAAUUCACACUAUUUGGAAGUGCCAUAUUCUGCGUGGUGAUAUUUUCCUUGUACUUAAUGCUCGACCAUGUUCAGUUCGAUCACCCAAAGAACAUGAAGAAAGGAGGGCUAUUUCCAAAUGCACAGCUUUCAAUUCUGCAUGAAAAGAUUGACCACCUAGAACGUCUAUUAGCUGAAAACAAUGAAAUCAUUUCAAACAUCAGGGACUCUGUUAUUAAUUUAAGUGAAUCUGUGAAAGAUAACCAAGGGGACCAUGAAACUUCAAAUUCAAGUAAGGGAUUUUUCUCUGAAGUCUUUGGAUCUUCCUCUUCCAUUACUUCAAUUGAUGCAGAGGAUUGUCAGUUUGCCCUGAAGGGCUAUGCAAAAGAGUCAAAUUUGCAAAUGUUGGAUAUCUACAACAUUUUACCUUUUGACAAUCCUGAUGGUGGAGUUUGGAAACAGGGCUUUGAUAUCACUUACAAUGAAAAUGAAUGGGAUGAUGAGCAACUGCAAGUCUUUGUUGUACCCCAUUCACACAAUGAUCCUGGUUGGCUGAAAACAUUUGAUGAAUACUACAGAGAUCAGACCCAGCACAUCCUGAACAACAUGGUGGUGAAGUUACAAGAGGAUGAUCGCAGGAAAUUCAUUUGGUCUGAGAUUUCAUACUUUUCAAAGUGGUGGAGCACUAUAGAUGGCCAGAAGAAAGAUGCUGUCAAAAGACUUUGUGAACUAGGCCAGUUUGAAAUAACAACGGGUGGCUGGGUCAUGACUGAUGAGGCCAACACACACAUUUAUGCAAUGAUUGACCAGUUGCUUGAAGGACACCAGUGGCUGGAGAGAAAUUUAGGAAUAAAGCCUAGAUCAGGUUGGGCCAUUGAUCCAUUUGGGCACACACCUACUAUGGCAUACCUGUUAAAACGAACAGGUAUUUCAAAUAUGUUAAUUCAAAGAGUCCACUAUUCUGUGAAGAAGUACUUGGCUAAACAAAGGAACUUGGAAUUCUUUUGGAGACAGAAUUGGGAUCAGAAUGGAAACACGGACAUCUUGUGUCAAAUGAUGCCCUUUUACAGCUAUGAUAUUCCUCAUACAUGUGGCCCUGAUCCUAAAAUAUGCUGUCAAUUUGACUUCAAACGUCUACCUGGAGGCCGAAUUAGUUGUCCUUGGAGGAUACCUCCAGUUGAAAUACAUGAUGGCAAUGUUCAAGAAAGAGCCAAACUCAUCUUAGACCAGUAUAGAAAAAAGUCCAAACUUUAUCGCACCAAAGUGGUCUUGAUUCCCCUGGGAGAUGAUUUUCGUUAUGACCAGUGGUCAGAAUGGGAUCAACAGUUUCAAAAUUAUCAGAGGCUUUUUGAUUAUAUGAACUCCCAUCCAGAGCUGCAUGUGCAGGCCCAGUUUGGAACAUUGUCAGAUUAUUUUGAUGCUCUCCAUAAAACAACUGAAUCAGGAAAUUCACCAUCACCGUUUCCUGUCUUGAGUGGGGACUUCUUUACCUAUGCAGACAGAGAUGACCAUUACUGGAGUGGAUAUUUUACCUCCCGACCUUUCUAUAAGCGAAUGGACAGAGUUUUAGAAUCACACCUGAGGGCAGCAGAAAUUCUUUACUCUUUAGCAUUAGUGGGUGCUCAGCAAUCCAAUAAAAUGGCAAUGUUCCCUUCAUCUGAAGAUUAUAAACUGCUCAUAGAAGCAAGACGAAAUCUUGGCCUGUUCCAACAUCAUGAUGCAAUUACUGGAACCGCUAAGGAGUGGGUCGUCAUGGACUAUGGGACCAGACUAUUUCACUCACUAUUGAACUUGAAAAAAGUAAUAGGUGACUCAGCACAUUUUCUAAUUUUAAAAAACAAAGAAAGUUACAAGCACAACCCUUCAAUGCCUUUUCUUCAAAUGGAUGAUAAUCAAGCCUCACAAGACUCAUUACCUCAAAGAACAACCAUUGAAUUAAGCCUAACACCCAGGUUCCUUGUGCUCUAUAACCCAACAGACCAGGAUCGCAUCUCUGUUGUAACAGUACAAGUAAAUUCACACAAAGUAAGAGUGCUGACUGCUUCAGGGCAGCCAGUGGAAGCCCAAAUCAGUGCAGUAUGGGAUGGACCCACCACAGUUUCUAAAAACCUUUUCCAGAUUUCCUUUGUGGCACAUGUACCAGCACUAGGAUUGGGGCUCUACCAGUUAGUGAAGGCUUCAGACAUCAAACCUGUGCUCACUGAUUAUGCUGUGUACCAGAGUGGAAGGGAAGAAAUAAGCAUAGACAGUCCUUUCAAGAUUGACACACUGAAAAGCUACACUGGUGACAUCACUAUUGAAAAUCUAAAUUUGAAGGCUUGGUUUUCAGGAACUGAAGGUUUUUUGGAGAAAAUAAACACCAAGGAGGAUAAGAGAGAACAUCAGAUAAAUAUUCAAUUUUGGUGGUAUGGAACCACAAGUAACCGGGAUAAAAGUGGUGCCUACCUCUUCUUGCCUAAUGGAGAAGCUAAGCUGUAUGUUCCUUCAGAACCUCCUAUCUUGAGAAUAACUCGUGGCCCACUUUUCUCAGAGGUGGUAUGUAUCUACCAACACUUCACGCAUUCAGUACGGCUCAGUAAUGUGCAUGGGAUUGAUGGACUGUCAUUGGAAAUCUCUAAUAUUGUCGAUAUUAGGGGUGAAAUAAAUCAAGAAAUUGUCAUGAGGCUGACCACAGAUGUCAAAAGCAACAAUCAAUUCUACACUGACCUGAAUGACUUCCAGAUACAGCCAAGGCAAACUUUAAGCAAAUUGCCUCUUCAAGCUAACUUUUAUCCUCUGACGACAACAGCAUAUAUUCAGGACAAUGAUGUUCGUUUGACCCUGCACUCAGCUCAGUCUUUGGGAGUCGCUAGUCUAAAGAGUGGCCAGCUGGAAGUUAUAUUGGAUCGCAGACUGAUGCAAGACGAUAACCGUGGACUUGGCCAAGGUCUCAAGGACAAUAAAAUUACAGCCAAUUUGUUCAGAGUUUUGUUGGAGAAACGAAUUGGAGUUGAUGUGCAUGAUGGAAGUAAUAAGGCAGUGAAUUAUCGUUCCUUGUUGAGCCACAAAAUAUGUUCCUAUCUGAAUCAUCCAAUUUUUCCAAUGGUUGUGAACCUGAACGUUGAUGAAGUUCCUCCACUACUGAACCUAUACAGCCCCCUUAUGUCAUCCAUGCCAUGUGACAUGCAUAUACUUAACCUGAGAACUAUAGAAGGAAAGGUCGAUGGGACUCCAUCAGUUGAAGCAGCCUUGAUCAUCCACAGAAAGGGUUUUGAUUGUCGAUUUUCAAACCAAAAUACUGGGCUAUUUUGUUCCACCACUCGGGGCAAGAUUCCUGUGCACAAUCUCUUCAGAGACGUAAGAAUUCAACAUCUAACACCAUCAACCUUGACUUUGAUGCAUGAAACACAAAAUCACAAUAAUACUAGAGACAUAGAACUGAAUCCAAUGGAGAUAAGUACAUUCAGAAUUCAAUUAAGAUGAUCCUGUAACCUACUGACGUUCUCUAAAGAGCUGUUUGAAGAUCAUAUUGUACAUGUUGAGUUGCAAUAACUGCAAGAACAUAAAAAGAAACUUAUGCCCAACGUGGAAAACAUAUUUUCAUUUAAUUUUGUGAAAAAUUUACGAAGUUCUAAAAGGUUAAAAAUAUUUCAAUUAACAAUAAAAAUAAAGUGACAACAAACUGCUUCCUUACAAUAAUGUAAUUCCAGGUUUAAUUUAUCUGCCACACUGCCUAACUUAAAAUACUGUUAGUCUUUCAAUGAAUUGAUGAACAGUGUUGAGAGACUGGACUGAAGGUGUAAACUUCAUUCAGUUAAACUUUACAUUAAUAAGGGCAGUUGAUUCCUUGUUAUGUUUAAUGACUAAUCCCCAACAUUAAGUUAUGGUUAUGUCCAAAAGUGUAUUACAUUCUUACAUGUGAGAUAUUGGAUUUGUUGAGAAAGUGAAAUCUCAUAAGCAUAAAAUCUGAAAUUCUGUGAUUUAUGAGAUCGUGAAUAAAAGCCAAUAUAAUGCCUGAAA
Messenger RNA from Stegostoma tigrinum, 5193 nucleotides. It is a transcript of the gene man2a1, whose product is annotated as mannosidase, alpha, class 2A, member 1. Lineage: Eukaryota; Metazoa; Chordata; Chondrichthyes; Orectolobiformes; Stegostomatidae. Gene Ontology annotation, biological process: protein deglycosylation; mannose metabolic process; N-glycan processing. The transcript is spliced from 22 exons. The record is from RefSeq and is a predicted model, not a curated record. Bases 1174 to 4656 code for a protein of 1160 amino acids. Gene Ontology annotation, molecular function: carbohydrate binding; alpha-mannosidase activity. Gene Ontology annotation, cellular component: Golgi membrane.